AUGGAUAACCUCCCGGGGAGAGAUGCCAAGGGGUUUCAAAAUACCGAGACCGUCGUGCCCCCGCCAGAUGGAGAGCCCAAGCCCAUGCCGCUUUUCACCCAAUAUCACUUCCCGCACUACGGAGAUGCAGUCCUUCUUAUUAUCCCCACCUCAAACGAACAUAAGACACAAAUCCUACUUGCAGCUUUUGAAUCGCAGAAGCCAGCCAACGUGUCGAUGCAUCAUAUUGUCAUUCCGGCAGAAUCCGAGGUUGGCGAGCAGCCGUAUGACGGGGCAGGCGUCCUCGGCGCGUACAAUCGCAUCAGUAAUGCGCUGCAAGCGCUUGCCACCUCCCCGGAGAACCAAGCCGUAUUCACCAAGGAACGAAUCGGCACCGUGAUUGCAGCCUCCAUCGAGAACUACAUCCAAGCGGCCGGCGUGCCCCGCGCGGUAGACUACGGCGUGGUGAUGGUGCAUAAUGCUACAACGGGCCAGACGGUCACCGGGAUAUCGAGAGGCGUCACGGUGCCACAGGCUUUUGUUGCCCGCGCCCGUUUGGAUGGGUUUGAGGAUGAGGAUAGGAGCCACGGGAAAGUGACGGUCGGGAGCAUUCUGGCAGCCGGCGUGUCGGGGCUGGAUAAGGCUGACUGGCAUGCCGUCCUGGCAGGCACCUCACGCUACGAUUUGCUCAAGGAGACCAUUGACGCACUAGCAAUUCCCUGGUAG
This is a messenger RNA of Dichotomopilus funicola, 705 nucleotides long. RefSeq lists its product as uncharacterized. The coding region runs from base 1 to 705 and encodes 234 amino acids. The record is from RefSeq and is a predicted model, not a curated record. The transcript has a single exon. Lineage: Eukaryota; Fungi; Ascomycota; Sordariomycetes; Sordariales; Chaetomiaceae.